AUGAAUUUGUCUGGUUUAGUGUGUUUUUUGAGACGUUCGUUGUUACAGCUGGAAUGCAGAAUUAUACAGGCUACAGGACUUGACAGACAGUUUGGUGAGUUUGAGCUUUACACAACAUUCUGCCUUGUGUUUAUCUGUAGCUAGCUAGCUGGCUGGCUAACAUUAGCAGUAACAAGUUAGCUAGCUAUAAAACUUCCAUGAUAGCUAUGUUACCCUGCAUAAUCUAUGACUUUGUGUUGGACAGUAAGAUAACUAUGAUGAUGAUGUACGUUUUUUUAUACGUGCAUCAAUCUAUGAGUAGACUACUAGAUGUAUGAUGAGUGAUGACAUACAGUACAUUGGUUCUGUUUAUUGCAUAGAUUGUUGAUAUAUGAUUGUGUCUCUGUGUGUUUUGUUUCUAUACAGCCCCAGCUCUAGCUGUCCAUGGCCCCAGCAUCCUCCCGCAGCCCCACGAUGAGCAAGAAGCGACCACGGAGCCCAGCUUCCUGGACAAUGUGUUCUGGAUGGCAGCACCCAAGAAGAGACGGACAAUAGAAAUCAACAGGACUAGAAGACGAGACCCAAGCUUUAUGCUCAAAGUUAAGGUAUUCACUUUGGAUUGUUUCAGUGCAGUGUGUAUUGUUUCACUGGGUGACAUUUCACUUGUAAGUCUUGUCCUCUGAUGUCCAGUUGUAUGUAGCAUGUUUAAUGUAAUGGUAGCUGCCAUGAGUGAACGCUUUUGACUAAUUUCUUAGUAAACGUUGCAAUAAACACAAUCGAAAAGGCAAUGGAUUUCUCUGAAGUUUCAUGCUCUCUCCCCCCCUCCCUCUCUCUCUCCCCCCCCCGCCCUUUCUUCUCCCCCCCCUCCCGCCCCCCUCUCCCUCCCUCUCCCACCCCCCCCCCCCCCCCUCUCCCCUCCAUCUUCCUACCUUCCCCUCUCCCUCCUCCCCCUCCCCCCCCCUCACUCUCUCUCCCCCUCACUUCACCUUCCCCUCACUCCCUUCCUCCUAACCUCCGACCUCGCCCCCCCCCUCACAUCUCUUCUCCCCCGCACUUCCCCUCCCCCUCUUUGUCAGACCAACAUUGAGCCGUGCGUGGAGUGUGGCCACCUGAAGCAGAAGCACAUCCUGUGUGGGUUCUGUUAUGAGAAGAUCAGGAAGGAGACAGCGCUGAUCCGAGGUCAGAUUAAAGCCAUGGAGGGCAGGCCUCUCAACACAGCAGUGCAGGAGACCCUGGUCCUGUAUGACAGUGAGAGUCCAGGGGAGUCCGACAAAGACAAGAGGAUAGUGGAGAGAAGCAGAAAACGACCCUCCUGGUUCCGUACCUAUUGA
Coregonus sp. 'balchen' is the source of this 1310-nucleotide messenger RNA. NCBI's taxonomy places the organism in Eukaryota, Metazoa, Chordata, Actinopteri, Salmoniformes, Salmonidae. The record is from the annotation of a GenBank genome assembly.